This is a messenger RNA of Blastomyces dermatitidis ER-3, 1389 nucleotides long. RefSeq lists its product as uncharacterized. Gene Ontology annotation, cellular component: nucleolus; preribosome, large subunit precursor. The coding region runs from base 51 to 656 and encodes 201 amino acids. The transcript is spliced from 3 exons. The record is from RefSeq and is a predicted model, not a curated record. Gene Ontology annotation, biological process: ribosomal large subunit export from nucleus. Lineage: Eukaryota; Fungi; Ascomycota; Eurotiomycetes; Onygenales; Ajellomycetaceae.
UUUGGGACUAGGACCUGCACAAGUGGUCGCUAUGCCCCGCUGGGGAUUUUAUGCACGUUCGUCCAACGCAACAAUCCCGCAACCCCUCUAGUGAUAAAUAUGUCAUUCAACAUAACAAACCCACCACAAUCAUGGCAAAAACUCCGAAACUGAAGGCAAAGAUUACCUCAAAAUCCCUUCGCUCAAGGGCUGUAAAGCGAGCCGUUUCUCCAACCGAUGAAUCGCUAUUGAAAUCUCUUCCCAGAGCGGAGCCAAUCCCGACAUUCAAGCCACAUGUCCUAUCCGCGCAGCAUAAUGCCGGUAUUACAAAGAAGUCCAAAUCCAAGCAGCUGACUCGUGCCCAGCGGAGGCGGCAAGAGAAGGGAAUGGAACGUGCAGAAUUCGUCAUGGAUAAAACUGAAAAGAAAAUAGCCAAAAGUCUUGGUAAAGGGAGGGUUGUGAAAGAGCGAAGGGCGACGUGGGAGGAGAUGAAUCGUAAGGCCCUUGCUGCACUUGGCAAGCUGGUCUCAGGGGGUGGGGAUGAGGACAACGCUGAGGUUAUGGACGAAGAUGGUGCAUCAAAAGGGACAUCUACACAUAAAGCGAUUUCUAAGCCUUUACAACAGGCAGCGCCUGCCCAAAAGUUUGAAUUCGAAGAAGAUGGAGAAAUCACCUAAAGAGGGCUGGCUCUAUAUACUGUGGUAUCUGACAUCCCGAACGAACGGAACUAAAAGAAGACAGAAGAAAAACUACCGCAUUUGCCAGAGGGUUGGGGGAUUUUUCUAUUUCCUUGGCCUUAAUUGGUUGAUCAUUCGGUCAAUUUCACCCACGGCAAGACCGGAUGCUUUCCCUCUGAGCACUUCCAGGCUGUCAACGUCCUUGGCCUUAAGUGCCUCCUCUCCAGCCUUAACCACCAUCCCGCACUUCACCCACAUCUCGAUUCUCUCGCUGACUGGCAGAUUGGUGCACUUCGGAAUGAAAAUUGAUGCGAGUUUGGUAUUUCCGGCGCUUAGAAUUUCAUCGUAAAAUGGCUGGGGGAUUCAUGUUAGCAUUGACUCCAAUAUAUAUAGACUAAUGAAUGAAUGAAUAUAAAAUCAUGAGACAAAAUAAAAAUCAAGAAAAAAGAAGGGAAAUAAUAUUACCUCCCAUCCAAUCGGAGAUUUCUUGGGUUUCGCAAGCUCCUCAAGCUCUCCCCAAUCUCGUUUGGCUACCAAAGCCCUCAAUCUCACCCACCAAAAAGCCUUCUCCGGUACCUUGAAUUCACUUUGUAUUUUGUUCGCACGUUUUCCAUAUCCAGAUUUUAUUAAUCUGUACAUAGUUUCGUUUAUGCUCAGACCAACAAAUUCAGUACUGCCGUCCGCAAUAUCCUUAUCUAGUCCAUCUUGAAUUUUCAAGAGUUGCGCAGCUUCC